Salvelinus sp. IW2-2015 is the source of this 1758-nucleotide messenger RNA. Its product is annotated as NF-kappa-B inhibitor-like protein 1. The record is from RefSeq and is a predicted model, not a curated record. Gene Ontology annotation, biological process: canonical NF-kappaB signal transduction. Gene Ontology annotation, molecular function: protein binding. Lineage: Eukaryota; Metazoa; Chordata; Actinopteri; Salmoniformes; Salmonidae.
UGACGUCGGUGUUACAUUGUUAUUUGUCCGUGUUUCCGCAAAUUUGGUUGAGGUUACAUCAACUAACCGACAAGCUAGCUAACUAAUGGGGGUUGCGAAACAUUGAAAUUGGCUUGAUCAACUGACAAAAGAUAUUUAGUAUGCAACGAAGACGGGUAAUAGGAUUACGCUACCUGUUGUGCUCUUUUAUGACAACCUAUAACUAACGUUAUUGAUUGAUGUUGGUUAACUAACUGUGGAAGCUGCUAGCUAUGUAUUGUUACAGCUGUUAAGUCUUUGUUGAAGUAAAUUAGAAUUAGAGUAAGUGUCCAUACGGAGGGAGAUCAUGGCGACUCGUAAACAGAAAAAGAUGAUAAGAUACGUGGAAGAUGGCAGUUUAAUGAAGCUGAAGUCCUACUUCCGGAAACACUCCGACCUCGACGUCAACUUUUCCCAGGGUAAAAAGCGCAGGACUCCCCUGCACCUGGCCUGCUCGCUCCGUGAUGACGCCAUCCUUCGGCUUUUGUUGAAGUAUGGAGCCAACAUCCUUCAGAAAGACAAGAAAGGGGACACGCCCCUACACAUUGCUGCUAACAAGGCUCUGAAACAUGGCAAAAGAGUUUAUGAUGACCUCGUCUUGCCCCUUCAAAAGAGUUGCCCAGAUGCCAUGGUUGCACCAAAUAAUGCAGGAGUUACACCUCAGGACCUGCUGCAAUGGAUGAAAUUUGAGAAGACUGCACCUAGGGAAAAGUCUUCACAAGCGACAGACGCUGAGAAAGAGUGGCAAGAGAAGCUCUUUGGGGAAUGCCAGGAUGAGUUUUUUGAAACAUUUGGACAAUAUGAUGCAGAUGAUUUAUUUGCGGAAGAUACCGAUGAGGAGGACUUUCAAGACUGGGCAGAUAGAAUUAGACAGGAGUAUGUCACUAAACAGCAUGCAGAGGCUCAAAGACUGGCAUCCUCAGGUUUUCAUGGGAAGAGGAAGAAAGAGGCGGAUGAGGAGGAUCGGGCUAACAGAGAGCUGCAUGAGAGGCUACAGAGGGAGCAUGAAGAGUACCUGGCGCGUGCUGCACGGAAAGAGGAGGAGACGCGUCAGGGGAAGAAGCAGCGCUACGAGGAGCGAUGUGCAGAUACCUUCAACACUGACACUGCAGCAGCGGCCACCACAAAACUGAGUUAUCGGGACAUUCCCUGGCCGGCAGCAAAGGGCUCAGUGGAGGAGAUGGUGGAGGUGAUGCUGCAUGGUGCAGAUAGGAAAGACAUGCCAGUGUUCCGUAAACUCCUCAGGCGCCAGCAGACCGUUUGGCACCCGGAUAGGUUUGCCCAGCGCUGUGGGACCCGGCUGGAGGAGGGAGACAAGCAGAGGAUCCUGGAAACUGUCACUGCUCUCUCACAGGAGCUCAAUAGACUGGCUCAGAGCCUCAGGUGACAAUGUCAGACUGGAAAGGACCUUAUGAGAUGUUGAACAGUCUGUCGUUUAGCCACUCACGGUCCUGUACAUGCAGGGCAGUGGUUAUGUUUCCAGUGGUGGUCAGUCAUUUUGAUCUGUCAAAACUAAUUUCCACUUGAAGCACCUAAUUUCUUGGAUAAACUUGGCUACGCUUCUUAUUCUUGUCACCAUGCCAAAGUGUUGAGUGAAUGCCAUAUUUCUUAGUGUUGUGUUGUGUACUUCUCGGCACUAGGACUUGAUGUAAGAGAUGAUGUUGCUAGAGAGAAUAAGUGUUUGCCUUGUUAAAUUUUUAAAUUAAUUAAAAAUAAAUAACCUGUUAUAUCUUGAUCGCA